CCCUCCAUCUCCAUACAAUACAAGAUCUUCCUUCCUCAGUUCCCUUAAAUCACAGCCUAGGGAAACCUCCUCGGAGCCGGCACCCAGCCACGCGCCAGCAUGUCUGGGGGCAAAUACGUAGACUCGGAGGGACAUCUCUACACGGUUCCCAUCCGGGAACAGGGCAACAUCUACAAGCCCAACAACAAGGCCAUGGCCGACGAGGUGAACGAGAAGCAAGUGUACGACGCGCACACCAAGGAGAUCGACCUGGUCAACCGCGACCCCAAGCACCUCAACGACGACGUGGUCAAGAUUGACUUUGAAGAUGUGAUUGCGGAGCCGGAAGGGACACACAGUUUCGAUGGCAUCUGGAAGGCCAGCUUCACCACCUUCACUGUGACAAAAUACUGGUUUUACCGCUUGCUGUCCACACUCUUUGGCAUCCCAAUGGCGCUCAUUUGGGGCAUUUACUUUGCCAUCCUCUCUUUCCUGCACAUCUGGGCAGUUGUUCCAUGUAUCAAGAGCUUCCUGAUUGAAAUUCAGUGCAUCAGCCGUGUCUAUUCCAUCUACGUGCACACCUUCUGCGACCCACUCUUUGAAGCUAUUGGCAAGAUAUUCAGUAAUAUCCGCAUCAGCACACAGAAAGAAAUAUAAAUGACAUUUUGAGGAUGGAAGUAUUUCCCAUUCAUUUGCCUUACAGUUUUCUUGGUGCCAACUUCAAGUUGCUAGUAAGCAGCAACUCAUGAAUGGUUUGUCUUGGUUCAGAACAAAGAAAUCAUUUUCUUAGUUUUUAUAACUACUAUUUGCCUCUUUUGAGCUAUUGCAUCAAUUUUUGGCAUUAUGAAUUUUUAAACCCAUUCCAAUUUUUUCUUUACUUGUGAUUCACAUGUGGGUCACUGUCUUAUUGGCUGAAAUAAGAAUAUAUUGUUGAAAGGUAAUUGGAGGAGAAAAUGAAGAAUUUAGGGAGGAAAUAAAGAGCUAAAACCCUCAACUACUUACUUUAAAAUGUCAUCGUGUUAUAGGAAGGGAAGAGCUCCAGGCUAGGGCUGUGAGUACAGAGGUGUGUGGGUAGUCAUAAACAAACAUUUUCCUUGCCAUUUGAGGAGUGUGUGCUGCAGCCAUUCCCUUUAUAAGUCCUGUGUUAGAAGUCAUGAUAUGUAUUUUCCUGACCUCACUAAGGCUUUACUCUUCUUGACAUUUUAACCUUGCUGUGCCUAAAUAUUUUGUUGUACUGAGACCUAAGUUCCUUCCAGUUUUUCACAUUUUUCUUUUCAAGUAGUGUCUAACUCAUCUACUUUCAUCAGGUUAACAGCCUCCCCUGCAGACCAACAUUAGAAAACCCACUGCCUGGCUCUCUCCACUUGUUUCUGGCUGAGACACAGAAUCUGGUGAAACUCGAGUCGUGCGGGGUCAUGUAGUAUCUUCAUCAUCAGCGUGAACCCAGUGAAAUAAACCAAAGGUGACCAAGGGGGCUAAGCCCUCUCUGGGCGGACAGGAGAGGAAGCCAAUAGUCCCUGCCUCUCAAUGGCUGAUUGAGAUCAGCAUGUCUAUUCAUCUGUGCUUGUUUCCAUGAAUAACAGCUAACCUGAAUAACACCUGAAUCCAAACUAACCCAUCCCUGGUGUGGGUUAGUGGCUCAAUCUUAUGUUCUUUUUUGGACCACUCAGUGGGCCUCCAGGGAAAAGCUGUUAUAUAGGAGGCCAUUGUGUGAGACUGUCAGAGUUGUUGCAAGCAACGCCCCUUCUAGAGCUCUUGCAAUGGUCUGUUACACUUAGCCCCUCCCUCUGCCAGGCAAGCAUCAUUUUGCUCAGAGAGGAGAUGGGGGAGGAGGCAGUAAUAAAAGCUUAAAGUAAUUUUGCUGGAAUAAGUUCAAGUUCUUCUGAACUCAAACUGAGGAAUUUCACCUGUAAACCUGAGUCAUACAGAAAGCUACCUGGUACAUCCAAAAGCUUUUCUAUCCCUCCUGCUUAUAUUGUGAAUCUGCCCUUGGGAAUAUUUUUUCACCUCCCUGUUAGACUUUUAUUUUUAUUUUCAUACAUUGAUUGGAAUUCUGCUUGAGUUUUUGCCUCCUCCAGUUUUUCUGACACUUGGCCUGAUUGUCUGCUUUUAAAACAAGACACUGAUGUUUAACUUUUAAGCCAUGUACAUAAAUGAAAAUGUACUAUACUGCAUACAUUUAAGUGUAAAGAUAUCUCUAUCUUUAUAUAAAGAAAAUCACUUGGGAAAUGGCUUUCUUAUUCAAUCUAUCAAUUUUGUAUCCCAAGUUAUGUCUGUUCAACCUAGCAGCUUAUUAUCUGUGCAAAUCGAUUUCUGGUCCAAAAGAUUACUGAAAUUUUAUAUUCUCUACUGAUAUAUUUUACACAUUUUUAUUCUGCAUGUCUUAUAAAGAUUACAAAUCUGCACAAUAAAAAUUUUAACAGUUAA
This is a messenger RNA of Jaculus jaculus (lesser Egyptian jerboa), 2406 nucleotides long. It is a transcript of the gene Cav1, whose product is annotated as caveolin 1. The transcript has 3 exons. Lineage: Eukaryota; Metazoa; Chordata; Mammalia; Rodentia; Dipodidae. Gene Ontology annotation, molecular function: transmembrane transporter binding; protein kinase binding; molecular adaptor activity. The record is from RefSeq and is a predicted model, not a curated record. Gene Ontology annotation, biological process: negative regulation of protein tyrosine kinase activity; negative regulation of endothelial cell proliferation; caveola assembly. Gene Ontology annotation, cellular component: caveola; Golgi apparatus; cytoplasmic vesicle. The coding region runs from base 100 to 636 and encodes 178 amino acids.